Messenger RNA from Heterostelium album PN500, 168 nucleotides. RefSeq lists its product as uncharacterized. NCBI's taxonomy places the organism in Eukaryota, Evosea, Eumycetozoa, Acytosteliales, Acytosteliaceae. The coding region runs from base 1 to 168 and encodes 55 amino acids. The record is from RefSeq and is a predicted model, not a curated record. The transcript has a single exon.
AUGGAUAUUCAAAAGGUUUUAGCCAACGAGUUGAAAGACACAAACGUUCAUUACUAUUUCUGCAAACCAGUUCCAUUCAUGCGAGCAGUCGCAAAGCAACUCACUGAAAAUGGUGUAGCAGUCUCAAAAAUCCAUUAUGAAGUAUUUGGUCCACACCGCGUAAUUUAA